AUGGGCCGAGAGAGGCAAAAGAAGAAGAAUAGAUCUUCUAUAUCGAAGGCAAAGCCCAAGUCUAACCGGACGAAAGCGGGCAAGAAGAAGGUCAAUUUUCUGGGUAACGAGAUCAUCAAGCAAAACUGGGAUCGCAAACUCACACUCUCACAGAACUACAAACAGCUCGGCCUGAGCUCUAAGCUGAAUAGCGGAUCUGGCGGGACGGAGAAAGAAAUCCCCAAGGCCGGCGAGGAUGUUAAACCUGUGGCCAGAGAUUCUCUCGCCAUUGCAGGUCCCCGAGCCAAUGCCAAAUUCGUACCUGAGGAAAUCGAGGUCGAGAGGGACCCCAAGACCGGAAAGAUCAUCAGAGUCAUCAGACCGGAAACAGACCUAUCUGCGAACCCAUUGAACGACCCGCUCAACGAUCUCAUGGAAGUUGAAUCGGAAGGCCCUCCUGCCGUCCGGACGGAAAAGCAAAACGAGAUCAUUGCGCAACUAGAGGCCCAGGCUGCCUAUGAAGAGGAGAUGCUCUCGAAGAAACGACCCAGGCAUCAGAGCACAAGAGAAGAGGAGUGGAUUUCGAGUCUCGUGGAGAAACAUGGUGACAACAUCAGGGCCAUGGUGAGAGACAAGAAACUCAAUCCGAUGCAACAGACUGAGGGUGACAUCGGACGGAGACUGAAGAAGUGGAAGGCAAAGCAAGAGGCCACCAGCUAA
Molecule: messenger RNA, 699 nt
Organism: Exophiala aquamarina CBS 119918
Lineage: Eukaryota; Fungi; Ascomycota; Eurotiomycetes; Chaetothyriales; Herpotrichiellaceae
Exons: 2
Coding region: 1-699 (232 amino acids)
Biological process (GO): ribosomal large subunit biogenesis
Cellular component (GO): nucleolus
Source: RefSeq, a predicted model, not a curated record